GUUUAUGUGUCAUACGACGGAGUAAUAUGGAUAUUAUCGACGAAGAGUGUCGUGACUCUAAGAAACAACAUCAGACCGGGUAUUUCCGAGAUGGCCAGCGGCGUAUUGACAUGGUGCUGGUCUGCAAGGACAUCCCGGUGGAAGCUGCUGAACAGAUCAAGAUGGACUAUCUCAUAAAUGCCAUGAGUGCGGGCCUGCAUCUAGAGAUUGAGACCGGAAUGAAAGAACAAUUUAGGCAUUUGAUGUUCAUCAAAGUCCACACCCCGGACUACCUGAUCCGACAUUUUGGUUACUAUUACAAUAUGAGGAAAUAUUUCAAGGAGAGUCACUUACAUUAUGCCAAGUCUAAUGUGAAGGAUGAAACCUACCUCGUCAAAGUUUUGAGACAAUCUUACCCGGGUCCCUUGAACUAUUCAACAAUGGAAAGAAGUCUCAUUACUUACAAAAUACUUCAAGCUGUCACUUUUGGAGAACCAGGAAACUAUGUUGGCUUGCAGAGGUUGCUGGAUCGUAAUAUUAUCAUAGACGCAUUCCCCUUGCACGAGGGGCCGUUUUUUUUAUCGAAACAUCAAAAAACCUCUGAAGCGCACGGGCGACAGGCCUUGUUCUACCACUGGGUUGGGUACAGGAACUUAUUCCGUUGGCAGCCGAUACACCUGAUCAGAGAGUACCUUGGCGAAAGGGUAACUUUAUUAUUUUAACACAGAGAUAUUAAGGAGUGUUUUUCAG
Pectinophora gossypiella (pink bollworm) is the source of this 729-nucleotide messenger RNA. Its product is annotated as anoctamin-5-like. NCBI's taxonomy places the organism in Eukaryota, Metazoa, Arthropoda, Insecta, Lepidoptera, Gelechiidae. The record is from RefSeq and is a predicted model, not a curated record. The coding region runs from base 27 to 701 and encodes 224 amino acids. Gene Ontology annotation, molecular function: chloride channel activity; protein dimerization activity. The transcript is spliced from 6 exons. Gene Ontology annotation, cellular component: plasma membrane. Gene Ontology annotation, biological process: chloride transmembrane transport.